Messenger RNA from Schistosoma mattheei, 3508 nucleotides. The record is from the annotation of a GenBank genome assembly. Lineage: Eukaryota; Metazoa; Platyhelminthes; Trematoda; Strigeidida; Schistosomatidae.
AGCCAUGUCAUUCAAGGUCUCUAAUCAUCGGUUGCUAUUGUCUCACGGAUCCUAACCAGAUAAUCUACACCAGCCAACAUGGCUCAGUCCACUUGUCAGUGACUGCAUUAAAUUGUGCCAUGUUUCGGUCUGGCCAUCCCUAGCUUUCUUCCAAUCUACUCCUAUACCACUGAGUACAAUUGAUUUUGGUCAGUUAUGUAAUUCUACAGUUUAUUAUUAUACAAUAAUUUAUAUGAAAUGUUACUUGGUAUAUUUUUAGCUUUUAUUUCUAGUAUGGUUGAAUUCACAUAUGGUUAGUGAUUUUGAUUACAAGUUAAAAACAAGGAACAUUAUAAAUAGAUAGUUCAAUUUCAUUUAGAUCAUUUUAAUAGUGUUCAGUUAUUAUUCUAACACAGAUAUAUUGGAUCAUAAAAUGAUCAAGCAGUCACUAGAUAGUAAUUUACAUCUUCAACGGAAAUUUAUUUACAAUAUAACAUGACAACUAAUUCAUAUACACAAUGGAUACAUAAUAGUUUAAAUUCCAAAUUGAUUUUAAUACCACUUCAAGAAAUACAUUUCGAAUUUAACAAUUAAUGAACUAUCGAGUAUUAUUAUGAUGAACAUCUAUUUACAUUUGGUUUUAAAAAUUUUGUGGGGAAUUUGAGUGAGUAGUUGAUGCUAUGUGAUGAACAGAUAUAAAUCAAGAAGCCAACAACAACAGCAACAACAACAAAAUCAAGGAAAUAAUGAAUUGUUACAUACAUCUUCUAGUACAUUAUGCUCAUUUAUCUCAGCUACACCUAAUUGGACAAAUGCUGCACUAAUUGGUGAACAUUUAUGGAAUGAUACAACUUCUACGGAAACGUGUUAUGUUGAUGAAUCAGAAUGUACUAAAUCUGGAGCGAAAAGGAAAUGCUCUGUUUGUCAUAUUGUUUGUCAUGUAAAUUGUCUUCCAUUGGUUCAGGUAUCUUGUAGACCAACAUUUCGUGAAGCAUUUAUUCAUGAUUAUCGUACAGAAAAAACUUAUACGACACAUCAUUGGGUUAAACGACGAAAACAAAAUAAAAAAUGCAACCAUUGUGGAAAGUCUUUACAAUCAAUACUGGGAUUUUCAUCUAAAGAAUAUAUAACGAUUCAAUGCACUUGGUGUAAAAUAGGUUAUCAUAAUAAAUCAACUUGUUUUCGUGAAUCAUAUUUCACUGAACCAUGUUCAUUAGGACCAUAUUCAUGUUUAAUUGUUCCACCUGAUUGGAUUAUUAAAUUAACUGAAAGAAAUAAUCACAAAUUAUCCUCCUCCCCAUCAUCAUCAACAUCAACACCAUUAACAUCUAUAUCAAUAUAUCGAUCAAAUAGUUUUGUUACACCUUCAUGUUUAACAAAUUAUAAAUUAAAUUCAUCUUCACUACAUUCUUCAUAUUCUCGUCCAGAUAAUCUGAAUGAUUCAAAUCAAUUAAUUCAGAAUAUAUCAGAACAAUUAACUUCCAUGACAUCCAUAAUAACAAAUGAUGAUGAUGAUAAUAAUAAUAAUAAACAAUCUAUUUCAAUGAGUCAAUCAAAUAUGAUUGAUAUUCAAUUGAAUCUAUCAUUUGUGAUUAAAACAAAUCCAAUCAAUAAUGUUUCUUUAAAACCAUUAUUAGUAUUUCUUAAUCCAAAAUCUGGUGGUAAUCAAGGUAUAAAUUUAUUAAAAAAAUUUCAAUGGUUAUUAAAUCCACGUCAAGUAUUUGAUUUAUCUAAAGGUGGACCAAAAAUGGGUUUAGAAUUGUUCAAUCGUGUACCAAAUCUACGUAUCCUAGUAUGUGGUGGUGAUGGUACAGUUGGUUGGAUAUUUUCUACUAUUGAUUCAAUGAAUUUUAAUACAAUACCACCAGUUGCUGUAUUACCAAUAGGGUUAUAUGAUGAAUCUGUAUCGAAAAUAUUAAACUCCGUUUAUGAAGGUCGUGUUAUUGCGUUAGACAGAUGGCAAGUAAAUAGUGAAGUACAAACAGAUUUUCAAACAAUUCAACAACUAACCGACUAUGAAGAUGAUGAUUCCACAAGAAAUAGACCAAUUUCUGAUACAUUACCCUUGAAAGUUUUCAAUAAUUAUUUUUCUCUUGGUGCAGAUGCUGCAACAGCAUUACAAUUUCAUGAAUCAAGAGAAGCAAAUCCUGAAAAAUUCAAUAGUCGUUUAAAAAAUAAAUUAUUUUACGCUGGACUUGGUGGUAAAGAUCUACUUCGACGAAGUUGGCGUGAUCUAUCAGAACAUAUUACACUUAUUUGUGAUGAUGAAGAUUUAACUCCACUUAUCCGUAGUUUGAAACCACAUUGUAUAUUGUUUCUAAAUAUUCCAAGAUAUGGAUCUGGCACCUUACCAUGGGGUCAGCCAACAGCAGAAUUCCAACCUCAAAGAAUUGAUGAUGGAUAUAUUGAAGUCAUAGGUCUUACAUCGACGUCAUUAGCAACUUUACAAAUAGGUGGACAUGGUGAUCGAAUUUGUCAAUGUCGUCGUGUACAUCUUACAACAGAUAUAGUUAUCCCUAUGCAAAUGGAUGGUGAACCAUGUCGUUUAAUGCCAUCAAAAAUUGAUGUAUUCUGUUCACAUCAAGCAUUAGUCAUACAAAAAUUAACACGUUCACCUAUCUCAGCUGUAACACUUAACGAAGAUGGAAACCAUCUACAAUGGAAAACAAUUGGUGGUUAUGAAACAAGAAUAAAUGUAUUUGUGAUUGCUUUAAAAGAUUAUAAUGAAAUGUCCGAUGAUGUAAUCAGUUUACGUCAAACUGCUGUAUGGAUCGGUAUUAUUACUGCAAAAUAUGAUACAGACUUAUCAACUGUAAGAAAAAUUAUUACUCAAUUAAAUAAAGACAAUGCUCAAGAUAAUUUAUACAAUGAAAACUCUGAAUCCAUAGAAACUAAUCUAAAAAUUCGAGUUCAUUUAUCGGAUUCUUGGGUUUUUAUUGAUUCAACCACUGCAGCUAGUCGAUUUUUUCGUAUUGAUAUAGAACAAGAAAAUGUACAUUUUUUAACGGAUGUUUGUAAUAUGGAAGAUUUAUUUCUUAUUGAUUCUAUAUUAGAAUCGUCUUUAACAAAUAUUAAUAAUAAUCCAAUAGCUAAUUCUUUAAUUGAUCAUCAUGUCUUACUUCCAUUACCAUCUAAUUCAUCAUUACUGCAAGAUGAUAAUGAUAAUAAUCAAUUAAAUCGAUCAGGAGUCAAGGAAAGUUUAACAUAUGAAACAAGUUAUGAAAUCAAAGUUGUUGAACCGGAUGAUGAGGAUCAAUUAAAUAAUAGAUUACAUCCAAUUGACGCAAGUAAUCUUAUAGCGUCCAAUAAUGAGAAUGAGGAUCAUGAUGAUGAUAACUCCAUCGACCACGAUGAUAAUGCUGCUGAUGAUGCUGAUAAUGAUGAAUGUCUUAUUAAAACUCAAUCACAAAAUAACUUCAUUUCCACAAAUAAUACAUCUUUUGAAGAGGAAAUUUUUAGUCCAUCUACAAUAUUACAUCAUUUAGAAAACACCGACGAUAUUUCAUUGAGAUCAGAUAAAAAAUAUUGA